Clupea harengus (Atlantic herring) is the source of this 3015-nucleotide messenger RNA. Its product is annotated as meprin A subunit beta-like. The coding region runs from base 158 to 2527 and encodes 789 amino acids. The transcript has 17 exons. Lineage: Eukaryota; Metazoa; Chordata; Actinopteri; Clupeiformes; Clupeidae. Gene Ontology annotation, molecular function: protein binding; metalloendopeptidase activity; zinc ion binding. The record is from RefSeq and is a predicted model, not a curated record. Gene Ontology annotation, biological process: proteolysis. Gene Ontology annotation, cellular component: membrane.
AACUGUUGAAUAUAUUUCCGCUUAUUAUUUUCAAUAGAGCAUUUCCCAUAAUCGUCCUGAUAACUUCCUGGAGAUAUGAUUAAGGUCAGACGUUUCACAAAGCCUCUUCUGCACUGCUCUCCUGACUCUUCACUUAGGUACAUCCAAAGAAGGCAAAAUGCAUCCCUGUGUUUUUCUCUUGGUGAGCUUGGCAUGUGGGUUGGCCCCAUUACUGGCUCAUCCAAUAGUUAAAGAUGAAGACAUCGACAUUACAGAGAUAAAUAAAGGCUUGGACCUAUUUGAAGGUGACAUCAAGGUGGCGGCCAAGACCAGGAGGAGGAGGUCCAUUCGCAGUGAACAGCACCGCUGGCCCCUACCCGUCCCCUAUUAUUUGGACCGGAGCCUGGAUAUGAAUGCAAAAGGAGUCAUCUUGAGAGCUUUUGAACAGUUCAGACUGAAGACAUGCAUUGACUUCAGGCCCCGCCGUUGGGGAGAGCAACAUAUUUCAAUCAAGAAUGACACAGGAUGUUGGUCCCACGUUGGAAAAGAAGAGUGGAAGCAGGAUCUGUCCAUUGGCUCUAACUGUGACACUGUGGCUACAGUGGAACAUGAGCUGAUGCAUGCUCUGGGCUUCUGGCAUGAGCAGUCCAGAUAUGACCGGGACAAUUACAUCACAAUCAACUGGGAGAACAUUGAAGCAGGGAAGGAGCAUAAUUUCAAAAUCAGAACGAACGAUACCAACAGCACCAUGGACACCCCAUACGACUACUUCUCUGUCAUGCACUACCCCAAAAAUGCCUUCACAAAUGGAAAUGGAUCAACCAUCAUCACAAAACUACCUGAGUUCCAGGAUGUGAUUGGACAGGAACUGGAUAUGAGCCACUAUGAUGUAGAAGAGCUCAACAAGUUCUAUGGAUGCAAUGAAUCCAUCUCCUUCCUGGACCAAUGCAGCUUUGACGAUGAGAGCCUGUGUGAGAUGAGUGUCUGCUCCAGAAGAUCACAAGGGUGGAGGAGAGUGAGCCGAGCUGAUGGAGGUCCCCACUUAGACCACACCUACCUGGGCACUGACUCUCAAGGCACAGGCUUCUUCAUGCACUUCAGCACCAAGAGAGGCAGCGUGGGAGACUCAGCCAGAUUGCAGACCAGGAGGAUGACCCCCGGAAGAAGCUGCAAGAUCCAGUGCCUUGAGUUCUUCUACUACCACAGUGGGAAUUGGUCUGACCAGCUCAACAUCUGGAUCAGAGAGUUUGAUGGUGUGGAUGACAUCAUAGGAACUCGCAGACUCAUGAGUCAGAUACAAGGUUCCCCAGCUGAUUACUGGAAGCUCCACCAUGUUCCUCUGAACGCCACUAAGACCUUCCAGGUAGAGUUUGAGGCCCGCAAAGGAGCAGGGUCCUCCAGCGGUGGCUUCUCUAUGGAUGACAUCAACCUGUCAGAGACCGAAUGCCCCCAUCACACAUGGCAGAUCAGGAACUUUGAGGAAGAGUUAAGCACAAGUCCCAAUAACUCUUUUCUCCUCAGCCCAAAAUACUACUCUGCCGAUGGGUAUAGGUAUCAGGUAAUGGUAUUACUGAACAAGGACUAUUUUGGAGUCUUUGUCCGCCUCGUUUCAGGGAUCAAUGAUGACUGGUUGCAAUGGCCGUGUCCAUGGAGACAGGUGACCUUUACACUACUGGACCAGAACCCUCACAUCCGGAAGCGCAUGUCCCAACAAAGAAGUGUAACCACAAGUACUGCAUUGUCUCUUCGUGAAUGCUUUCACAACCCACGCAUAUGGGGAAGUCUUCAAAAUGUCUCUUGGACAUCAUAUGUUAAUAAAGGGUAUGGUUAUGGUUCUUUCAUGCCUGCUGCAAAACUUGGAUCCAGGGAGUUCCUUAAAGGAGGUGACAUCUUCUUACUCAUCACUAUGCAAGACAUUUCUCCUCUGCGUAACCUGAGCAGCCUCCCUUGUCCCAGCAUGAAAGGGAAGACCUUCUCUGUGUCUCCUCUGCAGCAAACUGAUGAUGAUGGACCCUGUGGAACACAGCACUCCAGUACCCCAACCUUAAUGUCAACAACCUCCACUCCCAACACAACAACAUCAACAACCUCCACUCCCACCACAACAACAUCAACAACCUCCACUCCCACCACGGCAACCUCCACUCCCACCACAACAACAUCAACAACCUCCACUCCCACCACGGCAAUCUCCACUCCCAACACAACAACAUCAAGAACCUACACUCCCACCACAGCAACAUCAAGAACCUACACUCCCACCACAACAACAUCAACAACCUACACUCCCACCACAACAACAUCAAGAACGACUGCCUCAUCGACCUACACUUCCACCACAACAUCAAGAACAACUGCCUCAACUCUCAGAUGUGACAACAUUUUUUCAGUCACAUGCUACAAGAUAGAGAUCUCCCCAGGGGCCCUGGUGUUGGUCACACUGCUUGUCUUUAUUUGGGGGAUGCUGUGUAAACCAUGUUGCUGUAAGAAGAAGCGCAGUGUCCCAUCUGCUGAAAACAUGGUUUUUAUGCAGAUGCAAGAGAACUAGAUACAGAGUCUGCAGAAUCUCUCUUACCUGUAUGUCAUAUGCACAUCUGCAGAAUCUCUCUUACCUGUACAGUAUGUCAUAUGCACAUCUGCAGAAUCUCUCUUACCUGUACAGUAUGUCAUAUGCACAUCUGCAGAAUCUCUCUUACCUGUAUGUCAUAUGCACAUCUGCAGAAUCUCUCUAACCUGUACAGUAUGUCAUAUGCACAUCUGCAGAAUCUCUCUUACCUGUACAGUAUGUCAUAUGCACAUCUGCAGAAUCUCUCUUACCUGUACAGUAUGUCAUAUGCACAUCUGCAGAAUCUCUCUUACCUGUAUGUCAUAUGCACAUCUGCAGAAUCUCUCUAACCUGUACAGUAUGUCAUAUGCACAUCUGCAGAAUCUCUCUUACCUGUACAGUAUGUCAUAUGCACAUCUGCAGAAUACAUUAUGCUACUGGAAUUAUUCUUUUUAAAACCAAAAUAAAACUUUUCUUCUGUUUGCAACUGA